GAAAAAUCAAAUGACACAAAUUAUGCACAGAAUUGCAACACGCAAUGCUUCUUUCAAAAUUCCCCCUUUCAAAUUUUAUCAUUUAAUGACAUCUCAGAUCCGUUUCUUUUUGACAGACAAAUUAUGUACAAGCAAGGAUCUCUCUCACUCUCUCAAACCUGGGCUGAAAUUUUCUCCGUAGCAGAGUAUCAGCUUUGCUUUUAAUCAAGCUGCCUGUUUUCGAUUUUCAUCCAAGUCACUGAUAUGCUGCGAGAAGUAGUAUUAACCCAUCAAGUGUGGGUUUCUGUUAAGAGUGUGGACAUAAACAAAGAGAUCCUAGCAAGCUAUGUAGUUGGACGCUCUCUAAAGCAAUUGUCCAAAGACAAGGCCUGCAAACAUGGCUACAUGCUUGCGGUAACCAAAUUGAUCCGUAUAGGGCGCGGAGAGAACAAGCUCUGUCCAGAACACAUUCUUUUUCCAGUAGUCUUUCGCUGCCGAGUCUUUAUACCUGUGGCUGGGGAGGUCUUGACCGGGGUAGUGCAACACGUGGUUAUGGGUGGUGUCUUUCUCAAAUCUGGACCCAUGCACAUGGUUUACUUAUCAACCCGACUUAUGCCAAAUUACUUAUUUGUUCCGGGGGAGAGAACCUAUGUUCGGGACGACUCAUCCAAGAUUGGGAUUGGUGUGGUGGUGCGAUACUCCGUCUAUGCUGUUAGGUGGAUUGAGGACAAGUAUAGGGAAUUUAGAGUUCUGGCAACUAUCGAUGCGGAUGGCCUUGGGCCGGUUGCUUUGAACGGCUUAGAUGGCAUAGCUUCCUGAAGUACUAUUGAGAAUGAGAGGUAUAUGCUUACAAGUUGUUUGUAAACGUGUCCAAGACUUUAACUUAUAGUGUAGAAGAAAAAUGGGAGCUACAUCUUUAGAGAAGCUCUGUAAUUCUUAUCUUUUUAAUUAUCAUGAGAGUAUCUCUGUGGAUAUGUAUGAUUUCCUCGUUGUUUUAGUUCAUUAGUUCUUAUGUGUUCUCA
Salvia hispanica is the source of this 1001-nucleotide messenger RNA. Its product is annotated as DNA-directed RNA polymerase subunit 7-like protein. Gene Ontology annotation, biological process: DNA-templated transcription initiation. The record is from RefSeq and is a predicted model, not a curated record. Gene Ontology annotation, molecular function: single-stranded RNA binding; single-stranded DNA binding. Lineage: Eukaryota; Viridiplantae; Streptophyta; Magnoliopsida; Lamiales; Lamiaceae.